Pisolithus orientalis is the source of this 3258-nucleotide messenger RNA. RefSeq lists its product as uncharacterized. The record is from RefSeq and is a predicted model, not a curated record. The transcript has 6 exons. The coding region runs from base 1 to 3258 and encodes 1085 amino acids. Lineage: Eukaryota; Fungi; Basidiomycota; Agaricomycetes; Boletales; Pisolithaceae.
AUGGAUCCUUCGACUUCGUCCACGGACUGUUCGCUGGCGGACAAAGCCAGCGAAACUUCAGACACCGAUGAGGUGAACUCUUCGACAGCAAGAGUCUACUUCGGCCCUAUACUCUCUCCAGAGAAGAAGCUCAUUGCACAGAGUACUGCUCAACAGAGAGCAUACAAGUUUGACGCGUUUGUCGCCCCGUUGCGUCGUUCGCCGAGGCUCUCCCGCGCCGCGUCGCCCCGCUUGCAAUCGCCAGAUGCAAAUGCGGGAGAUGACAUCGAGAAUAACCCAAGUGGCCAUCAUGAGGACCCGUUCUUUCAAGAUGAGCCCUCCUCUGUGCUCGCCGGCAGGAUAAUGCGUGCAUUUGACAAUCCUUCACCCCCUCCUCAGCGACGCAUGCAUACUGAUGUCGAGUACACACCAGGGAAAGGCAGACAAUUUCCUUUACUCGACGCGUCCGCACCUCCGAGUCCAUUCCGUGCUGUCAACCUACUAGAGAGAUUGAAUCAGCUAGCGGAGCCCAUGAUGCUUCCGUCACCCUUCCGACCUUCUCCGUUGGUUCUUGAAAGCAAGACAAUACCAGCCCCUGGUGUCUCCGCUGCUCUGCAACCGGACCUAACUUCAUUUAAAUCUUGUUCCGAAUCUACUCUACAGAAUAUUGUGUUAGGUGUGUAUGUUCCGUCUGUCCCAAUUGCAACAGCCCAACCGCCAUUCUCGCCACACUCAGCAAGCACUAUAGAUAUACGAACUGCGCAAGCUGAAUGUAGCACACAGGGUUCUUCACUGACACGGUCUUCGGCACAAGAAGUAUCAUAUAUCACAGAAGAGUUUCCUGGGGUAUCUGGACAGCAGAAGGACUCUGAGGGUGGUACGGUUAGAGCUUGCGCUUCACAGUCUUCGAAUUUCGGACCGCCAUCAUUACCGGUUGCAGGUGAUGCUGGAAUAAUGGAAGCCUUGGACUCAUUGCGUGAAGGCUUUGCCGACGAGGACGAAGUAGUUGCAACAAACGCCAGGAGCAGGGGCAAGCGGAAGCUCGUCGUGGCCAGGAACCAUGACAAGUUGUGCCAAGAUAGAUUAGGAUCCUUGUCUCCCCAGUCCGAGGGUCUACUAACACAACUUCUACCAUCCUCCCGGGAACGACAGGUCCCACCGGUACCCGAGCAGGACCAGGAACCAAUAUCUUCUAACCCAUCCACGCUCCAGCCAACCCUCACUACAUCUCCUGUUGCUGCGCGGUCGACUGUUGCUCACGACACUUCUCUCAAGGCUAGACACUUUCAUGAUAGUGUCCACCGGACUCCUGCAAGGAGGGUGCCCAUACACGAUGCGCUUGUCGAUGCCACUCCUUCCUUACAGAAGACAGCUCGCCUCUUCUCACGUCCCGAUAACCUGUCACACAGUCCCGCAAAACGAGUGCUUGUCGCAGGGUGUCCAGAGUCUCCAAGUCGCCCGACCACUAGGAUAACUCUGCCCCCUAUGCCCACAAUUCUACGGACGCGUAGUGCAUCUGUGGAGCCACAACCGUCCAUUCAUUCGUCUGUUCGAAGCCGCUCUGUUGAACCUUCCCCAGCGCCAACGAGAACUCGUAAAGAACCGACGUUUCCGCACCUUACAACACCAAGAGCUACCCCCACAUUACCCUUCCCCCUUGUACCGGUGGAGAAGGCGGAAGCUGGUUCGACGUAUUCCAUUCCAGAGGAGAAUGAGACAGAGGAAACCACCGUGCCAGACGCCACUAGGAGGAUGCUCCCUGUCAGUCCUGAUAAGUCUCUCCUCAGACAAUGUUCUGUGGGCAGCCGUAUUCCCAGGAUGAAUGCCAAACCUUACGCUCGACCGCAGACGAGUGCUAACCGCCCAAACACUAUUUCUAUCUCUAAACUAGAACUAAAUUCUCCGAUUCCUCCCACGCGCCCCUGCGGUGAAGGUGGACACGGCAGUGCUCAUGACCCAACCGAUCAGAACGUCAAUAGGCUCUCCUCGUCCGUUAGCUCAGCAGCCAAAACUUUAAAGAGAAAGCGUGUUCUGGAAGCGGGGGCAUCCGAACCUAGCUUCCGUUCAGCUAGUGCUCGUCAGGUAACGCCCGGGACAUUCGGUGGCAAGCAUGCUGUGAAGCCUCCAAAUUCAUUCCCGGAGCUUAGUGCACAGGCACCAAGUCCCCAGAAACCUAACACACCGAUCUUGUUUCGCAAAGUUGUCGAUGGUAUGCUCGCAGCACACUACCCACCUACGAAAGCGAGCGUUGAAAGCGGAGAGAAAACGUUACCUGAUUCGAACGCUCCUCGGUUGCCUUCAGAAGCGCAGCAAUCGCGGCCUCCUCUUUCCAUCACAGCAUUGACAAACCCAGGAGAUCGCGAUCCAAAGUCUCUGUUGCCUCAGGCUUCUGCCGUUGCUCUCAAGGAAAAUGACCUCGACUCGCAACCAAGCAAGAGGAAGUCAGACUUGAAGAGAUCAUCUCGCACACGCCAAGCUACUUCGAACGAUGAUGGCGUAUUCAGCAACACCUCCCGGUCUAGUCAGGCUGGUCGCCGACCGCCAAUCCGAGGAGAAGAAAGUGGCUUUAUGGGUAUGAGUGCGACAGCAUUGAGAACACUCACGUCGUCGAAUACAGUGAAGAAUCAGCAAACUGUAGCCAUUUUUGCAACGGAAGUGAUCAGGAAGGAUGGCCUUCGUCCAGAGAGUCCAGCGGUCAAGAUACGGACCAUUCUCCAGAAAGAAAAAGAGGAACAAGACCGGCAGAGAAAGGAACGAGCUCAGAGGAGGGCGCGAAGGAGUGAAGAAGGUAACGACAUGGAGGGACUGAGUGAACACACCACCCACACCCUCGACGGUCACGGGCACGACGAAAAUGUGGACUUGACGCCUACCAGGCGCUUUAGAGCUCCAGGAGAUGAGGAAGAUUAUGGGACGCCCGAGAGAUUGUCACCUAUCAAGAGACCACAGUUUGGGGAGGGAGAUAAGGGCGAGCAGGCAAGGCCGACGAAACAAGUCAAGUGGUGUCGCGGACUGGCCACGACAGUAUAUAUUGAGGACGUUCACCCAAUGCCACGGUUUCAGCAGCAUGACCCCCACGCAAAGGGUUGUUUAGCACCAUCUUCUAAGAACCUUCGCCUAGAUACACUGGGGAACAUCAUGGACAUUGAUAGCCGUCCGCCUCUCCAACUCGUUCAAGACCAUGUUGUUAUCAAAAAGUUUAUGUACGACAACGAUGUCGAAGCGGAACCUGUCCCCAUGAGGACGACUAGAUCGAAGAACAAGAAACCGAAGGGCUGA